This is a messenger RNA of Ruditapes philippinarum (Manila clam), 2174 nucleotides long. Its product is annotated as zinc finger protein 70-like. The coding region runs from base 133 to 1953 and encodes 606 amino acids. Gene Ontology annotation, molecular function: RNA polymerase II cis-regulatory region sequence-specific DNA binding; DNA-binding transcription activator activity, RNA polymerase II-specific. The transcript has a single exon. Gene Ontology annotation, cellular component: nucleus. Gene Ontology annotation, biological process: regulation of transcription by RNA polymerase II. The record is from RefSeq and is a predicted model, not a curated record. NCBI's taxonomy places the organism in Eukaryota, Metazoa, Mollusca, Bivalvia, Venerida, Veneridae.
CUGGUUCAACCAGUUGUGAAAAUUGUGAAACAUUAUAAUGCUUAUGGUACAUCAAAUGAAAACAGUUUUAAUUUGGAGAGUAUUUUUACAGAAAGUAUUGGUGAAGCAGAGACUUCAGGCAGUCAGUCAAAUAUGAGUGUUAACAAACAGGCGUCAAUAGAGAAUCCAACUGCUGAGAAAAAAACACCAGUUAUUAUGUUUAAAUGGGGCUCUGUGAAAAAACCUUUCAGAUGUCAAAUAUGUGACAUGUCUUUUACUGAUGGUAACUUAUUGCGAUGUCAUUUAGAGAAACAUAAAACAACUAGUGAGCCACAGAAACCAUUCCCAUGCACUUUAUGUUCAAAGUCUUUUCUAUCACAUAGGUCAUUAGAACGCCAUCAAGUAAUUCACAUGGGGCAAUCACAGAAGAAGUGCAAGUAUUGCUAUAAGGUAUUUGCGAAUAAAGAAAAUCUUGAGAAACAUUUACAAAUGCACAAUGAAAAUGCAAGCGACACACGGUCCUGUCAAUUUUGUGAUGAGCAAUUUACGUCACACAAGCUUUUAGAAAAACACAUUGGCACACAUUGGCAGAUGAAGAAUUACCAGUGUCAUGUUUGUGAAAAGAGGUUUAAACGUAAAGAAGGACUUGAGCGUCAUUUAUAUACACAUGAUCUCGGCAAAAGAACGAAACAUCAAUGUGUCGAGUGUCCCAAAUCAUUUUCAUUCUUGUUUGCUCUGAAAAGGCAUGUGCGAUCAGUGCACGGGAAUGAGCCAGAUGGAAAAAAGUGCGAGAUAUGUGGAAAAUUUAUUAAAAACAAGGAAAAUAUUGGCAGGCAUAUGCUCCUUCAUGAGGGGGUGCGCCAGUUUGAAUGUUAUAAGUGUGGGCGGAAAUUCAGUCAGAAGCAACAUGUUAUAGAUCAUAUGGUUAUACAUACUAAUGCCUUACCUUUCCAGUGUAAAAUUUGUACAUGUUCCUUCCGAUACAGAAGGACUUUGAGUCGUCACAUGAAAAAGCAUGUAAGAGUUGACAAAGAGAAACAUGUAUAUGAAUGUUUAGACUGUCAAACAAUGUUCCCCAAUGAGGAAGAGUUAAUUCAACAUUCUAGUAAGAAUCACUAUGAAAUUAGAAACUGUGAGAUUUGCAAGAAAACAUUUAUUGAUGAAAAGUCACAUUUGCGUCAUUUAUGUUUAUUAAAGAAAAAUAGUACAUCUGUUGUCAAUAAAGACUUGGUAAAUAAAUCAACAGAGACUGAUACUCUUCUGAAGACAGAAGCUGUAGACAAAGAAUUCAAAAUAUCUAAAGACCUGAUUAAUACAGGUUCUGAAACUGAGACAGACAUUAAUACUGUCAAUGAUAAUAAUGAAGAGGAUGUUGACAUGGAAGAAAAUCUUGAAUAUUCUGGUGAAAGUAUUGAAAAUCUUGUCAAUGAAAAUAUGUUACAAUCUUCUGUUAAAAACGAAUUGCCAAAUGAUCAGCAAAUUGUAUAUAUUGUGUUUGAUGACAGAAAAAUUGUAGCUAUGGAAGAGGCCGAUGCAGUUGCCCAGAGUGAUCUACAAGAAUCAGAAUUCAUACAGGAUCAAAUUGUGCAGAUUUCUGAAUUCGAGGAACAGUCUCCCUCAUAUGAAUUAGAAGAAGAUGGACUGAGAGAGAAAACAGUUGUACAAGAUACAGAUGAUGAUGAUGAAAAUAGGGAGGGAACAGUCAUAAAAAUAGAAGAAGGUUUUCCAAGUUUGAACCAGACCAGUGAAGCAGUUGCAGGUCCAUCUGAAAAGAAAAUUUUAUAUACUUAUAAUGUAGCUGUGCCUCAAAAAGAGAAAGAAGAUGGCACAUUGAAGACGAUAGAGAAAAAGAUUAACUAUUCUGGAGACAGAUUGAAACUGAUUCAGUCUCUAAUAGAUUAUGCUGAAAAGAUUCAAGAAGAAGAGAAAUCUGUAUCAAACAAUGAAGAGAGUGGUAGUGAAACUCAGUUGUAAAGUUUUUUUCUCUUGUUUAUGUAUAGUUUUGGUAUUGAUAAUUCAUUGUCAGCAUAUGAUAUUAUUUCCUGCUUCUGUCAGACAUCUGAAAAUGUUGAUGAAAUAUAAAUAUUACAUGCUUUUUAGUAAUCUCACUUUCUUAUAAUGUUGUUGCUUUACAUUUGGUUCUGGAAUAUUAAAUUGGAAUAGUUUGUAAUAAAGAUUUAGAUAUGCAUUGCUUU